AGAUCCUUGAGAGUAUACUACAAAUCGUUUGCUAUGGACAAGUCAAUACUCUACUAGAAGUCCCUCGUUCCGAUAUGCUCCCAUUAUGACGCCACUACUAGUACUCGUUUGAUCCUACGGCCAUCAAAGUCGACGUACGAUACACGCACUUCCAUCAUGACAUUACGACUUGACGAUCAAGACGACCCUUUCGGAGGAUCUCGCAUGACUACACCUACGAAAGAUGUACGUGCCAACAGGAUACAAGCUCAACGACCAGACUCGGCGUUUUCGAAGGCCAUGAUGUCACCCGCUGUGGAAAGGGUAGUUGAUGGAGAGGGCAGGCCAGGAGGGCAAUCGCAAUUGCAAGGGAGACUGUCGCCGAUGAUGAAGAGGGCUUUAUCGCCAGAUAGCAGUCGUCAGGGCUACAGCCAUUACCGCGAACAGCGACCGACCAGUCGAUCGGAUUUGCCUCUGAGCUCAUCGGCAGAUCAACGCAGCGCAUCAAGAUCGGGUUAUUGGGAACAAGCAGAACGAUCGUAUACCACACCCACGAAGAGCUCGUUUGAUACCGAUGCUCCUAGAUCGCAAGCGCAGUUGCACGACCUUUCCGGCCCGGGUGGAUUACCUUACAUCCCUCGCGACGAUUCGGACUUGGGAGCUAGUCCUAGUCGAAGGAGCACGCUCGAAGGGGAAGGAGCGAUCGGAUGGCCUAGUCCGCCGAAAGAUUGGGCGAGCACGGAUAGGUUGGUCGCCAAGAGUCAAGGAGGUCCGAUCACCGUUGCUCCUGGAGUACCGAUAUCAUUGGUCCAGGCUCUCGGAUUCGGCUCGUCGGGGGACAUUGCCCAGAAUCAAUCUGAGGCAAAUACCAGUGAUGGUUGGGAAGGAACCCCCUCGUUUCGGCAUCGGCCGAUGUCGUCCGAUUCGACGUAUCGUACCAGUAUACAUCAGUACCCACCACACACGCGAACAGACUCGGCAUUUCCGACCGCACCACGUCUGAUUGACCUGAAUCGACCGUCGACGCACGGCAGGCCUUUUGCCGACUUGGAUCCUCAGCUCCCCCGUCGGGAUGUGGGCGUCACAGCGGGUCCAGCUUACGGCUCGAGCUCGGAGCCUUACCGCCGCAAGACGUCCACCAGGAAAUACAAACGCCUCGAAUCCCAACCCCUUCAAUCUACGACCUACUUCGCUGAAGGCCGAUUGUUGACAGGAGGAGAUUCGAUCUUGCCUCUCAUCGGGUCAUUCAUCAUCGUGCUCGGUCUCGGAGGUCUGUGGUUGGGUACGACCGGAGUGUGGAUGUGGAGAGAUGGUUUGGGUGGCGGAGGCGCAGGUGCAGGUGGAAAGGCGGCGGUGAUCAUCUUUGGGUACUUACUGGGGACUUGUGUGGGUGCCAUGAUUGCCACGGCGUUUCGAGAUCCAGGCAUUCUACCUAGGAACCUCGACCCAACCUUCCCCGUGUCCCAUACCUCUUCGACAGGAACAUUAGUUCCCUAUACCCGGGAUCUGCGUGUAAAGAACGGGACCGUGACGGUCAAGUACUGCGAGACGUGUAAACUCUACAGACCGCCACGGAGCAGUCAUUGUCGCUUGUGCGGAAACUGUGUCGAGGGGAUCGACCAUCAUUGUUCCUACCUGCACAACUGCGUAGGUAAACGGAAUUAUAGCAGCUUCAUCUCGUUUCUCAUCACCGCCGUCCUAGGCGUCAUCUACACGAUCGUCUUCUCGGCGAUUCACUACCGAAUAAUGACGUCGCGGCGGAACAUAUCCUUUGGAGCCGCUCUGCGGGACAGUCCGGGAAGCGCGGUCAGUUUCGCCAUAGGUGUAAUCAUUGUUUGGCCGGUGAUGGCCUUGCUGGCGUAUCAUCUCAGGUUGAUGUUCCUCAAUUCGACCACGAUCGAGCAGAUCCGUAAAUCGGAGUCUCGGGGCCUCAUCCCGACCGGCGGUGCACCUCCUAGCAACGUCUUUGCCUACUCUUCUCACCUGAAAAACUUUUUCCAUUCGGCCUGUCGGGCGCAAUCGUCCAGUUGGGUCGAUGCGAGCGGGUGGGAGGUGGACGAUGGACGGUUGAUCAAUCCGGGGGUCGUGCAGGCUUGGGAGGAGAGUAGGAGGGGUACGGUCAAGGACGUUUGAGGGUUGCAUGGUUGACGGUCGAAGGUGGUUGUGAACAGGACUAUGAUGACUAUUUUUGUAUCAAACUCGACGAAUCAUAAUGAAGAGCAAGUAUCAUAAUCCUCGAC
Molecule: messenger RNA, 2219 nt
Organism: Filobasidium floriforme
Lineage: Eukaryota; Fungi; Basidiomycota; Tremellomycetes; Filobasidiales; Filobasidiaceae
Product: DHHC palmitoyltransferase-domain-containing protein
Exons: 6
Coding region: 157-2112 (651 amino acids)
Biological process (GO): peptidyl-L-cysteine S-palmitoylation; protein targeting to membrane
Cellular component (GO): Golgi apparatus; endoplasmic reticulum
Molecular function (GO): protein-cysteine S-palmitoyltransferase activity
Source: RefSeq, a predicted model, not a curated record